GCUGAUAUGGCAUAUAUAUCUAGCUAAUAGGCUAAUAUUUACACCUCUUUAUUUCUCCCUGCCUGUCGGGAACAAAGGAAAUCUAGUGAACUUGGUGAAAACUGUUUUUAAUAUGUGAAUCAUGGUUUUCUCCACUUUGGAUGCAGAAAGGAACAGAAGAGCUCACCCUGACAGAAACACCCAAGGAAUUUGGGAAGCUGAAAAUCUCGAAGACGGAUAAAGGAGUCACCGUCCUGUAUUCUGAAAAAAACGUGGACGUCUCGGUCUUCUUUGAUGGCUACACCGCUCAGAUCGACGUCAAAGGACCCCCGUCCACAAAAGUAGGCUUGAAGGAUUUAUGCGCCAAUGCAGAUCCAGGAGCCAAAGGUGUGGCGCUCACUACAGGGAGCUGUAAGGACUCUCAAACAGAGUCUGUAGACCCUUCUGUCGACUGCAACAAGAUAAAGAAAAGCUGCGGGAUCCUGAAAAACGCCCCCUUCACCAGCUGCCACUCCCACAUCAACCCGGACUCCUUCAUCAAAGCCUGUGAACAAACUCUGUGCAAAUAUCCCGCCGUUGACGGUCUUCCCUGCAGUUACCUGGAGGCCUACGCCCGGGCCUGCAGCCUGUACAGCAAUGAGGACGUGAAGGGCUGGAGGGCAACAGCUGGCUGCCCCACCUCCCCUAAGGCCUUCUGUCAGGACAAGGUCUGCGACACCAACGAGUUCUGUGGUGAGAACCAGAACAAAGACGGCUUCAUCUGCUUCUGCAGGUCCAUCUUUGCAGCCCCAUACAGACUGAAGAAUUCUAUGGGGGAUCCCACCGCCUGUGCCCCAAACUCUGCCAAGGCUACUCUGAUCAACUGCCUCCUGGUGGAGAAAGGCGUCGACUACCAAACCUUACACCUCAACGACCAAUCGUGCAAGGGCGAGCUGAAAGACGGUGUGGUGACCUUCAGCUUCAACAAAGCCAAAAUGUGUGGGACCAAAGUGACGGACACGGACAAAGAAGUGUUCUACAAGAACACCAUCCAGGCGGCAGGCAGCGGUGAGCUCAUCGUUCGCCAGGCCCCGGUCAACAUCGACUUCUCCUGCAACUUCGUCCAGCCGGAGAUGAACACCAUGACGUUCAAAGUCACAGGUGGCAGUGAAUCUUUGACCACCGAGGUUGAGUCUGGAUCCUGGAAAUAUGAGAUCACCCUGAAGGCCUACGCCGACGAGGCCCUAAAGACCCCCGUGGGCUCAGUGGAACUGAACCAGAGGAUCUGGAUCUCCCUCCAGAGUACGGGACUGGAUGCUAAUUCAAUCGCUGUGUUCAUCAACUCCUGCUGGGCCACCAAAGUCAAAAACGCUGAGGCGGAUCCCAAAUACUACCUGAUCCAGAACGGGUGUAAAAACCCCAAAGACGACUCGAUGAUAUUGGAGGGAAACGGGAAAGGGACGUCCAGCCUUUUCUCCUUUAAGGUGUUCAAGUUCCCCAAAAGUAACGACGGCGUCUACAUGCACUGCAGGAUCAAAAUGUGUGGCAAAGACGACGCCAACUGUCUGCCGAACUGUACGAAGAAAGGUGGCCGCAGACGCAGAUCCUCCAGUUCUAAGGAUGAUGGAGCCACGGCGUAUAUCUCCAUGUCCUGGACUAGUUAG
Molecule: messenger RNA, 1622 nt
Organism: Cheilinus undulatus (humphead wrasse)
Lineage: Eukaryota; Metazoa; Chordata; Actinopteri; Labriformes; Labridae
Product: alpha-tectorin-like
Exons: 10
Coding region: 141-1622 (493 amino acids)
Source: RefSeq, a predicted model, not a curated record